UCUUGCGAGCUGGAGGUACGGAGCCGCACGUAGUUUUCGAAAGCGCCCAAACGGUGACCUUUCUGUUGGUGAACACUGUUCGUGAUUGUGUGUAGACUAGAGCUAGUGUUCAUGUGAAGGUUGUUGCUACUUGUGUUGUACUACCAGAUCCGUCCCGUGCGCAGCGCUUCACGCAAUCUGGUGACCUAAUAUGAGACUGAAUCUUUGGUUUAUAGAAAACUUCAAUCCAGCAGCUAACCGCCGACUAACAGUUUUCGUGCACACGCUUUGAGUGCGUUAGAAAUACACAAUAGGAAACAACAAAUACACAACAGGAAAAUGCACCGUUGUAUAGCGUGGUGCUUUACGAUUGUUGCCAUGCUGGCCAUUGCUCUGAUACCAGCUGCAGAAUCGACGCUACAACCGAAAGCACCAAAUUUCCAAUAUUUUGAAAGACCAAAGUACCGGUAUCCUUAUUACGAUGAGAACGGCAAAGGAAAGCUCUUGUACGGUUACGGAGGGCCGGAGUUGUACCAAUACAAAAGCUUCUCACCGCUGGAUGGAAUACACUAGAAAAUAGGAGCCUACUGAAGGAACCGUUGAUCCAAAAAUCCACCUCGUGUUAUCCAGUUUACUAAAUCCUAUUGCCUGUUUCCCAAUGUCGUUUAGUUCACGCUAUUUGUAAGAGUCCUGAAUAGGUCAUUCGGCGGUUCAAACUAGGAUACAUGGCCGGAUAGCAGCAAUUUUCAAAGACUUCAUAGUAACUAUUAGUGUGCAAGGAAAAGCUACA
Messenger RNA from Anopheles bellator, 769 nucleotides. RefSeq lists its product as uncharacterized. Bases 319 to 552 code for a protein of 77 amino acids. Lineage: Eukaryota; Metazoa; Arthropoda; Insecta; Diptera; Culicidae. The record is from RefSeq and is a predicted model, not a curated record. The transcript has 3 exons.